AUGGAUCCAUCUGCCGUUCUGCCCCGUGCCCUCCCGGAGGCCGGGACCAUAGCCUUCCUGUCGCCGUCCGAACGACUCAAUGACUCAUUCCCAGCCCCACUCUCCCGGAGCAAGGCGGCCCUCGAGAAACUAGGCUUCCGGGUCAAGAUCUUCUGGACACCAGAGCCAUCCCGUCCGGCAACCAUCAGCCAAUCCAUCGCAAACCGUAUCGCAGAACUACGCGCCGCAUUCGCCGACCCAGAAGUCGACGCCAUAAUCUGCACCUUCGGGGGCACCACCGCAACAGAACUCUUGCCACCUCUCCUCUCCGACGCGAACCUAACCCAUGUCCUGCGAGCCAACCCCAAGAUCUUCGUCGGCUACAGCGACAUUACGACCCUCCACUGGGCCCUAGCAGCACGGACCGGCCUGCGGACCUUCUACGGGCCGACAGCCAUCCCCGAGCUCGGCACCGCCCCAUCCCCGCUGCCCUUCUCCGUCCAGAAUCUCUUGCGCGCCAUAACCGACGCCGGAAGAACCCCGCUCGGACCCCUCCCGCGGUCUGCCACCUACGCCCCGGACCUGCCGGCCUACCUCCAGGGGGGCGACGCAGCCUCCGUCUCGCCGCAGGUGCUUGCGCCGAGCCCGGGGUGGAAGUGGCUCCGGGGCGGGAGCGGCGUGGGCCCGCUCUUCGGAGGGUGUCUGUCGGUGGUGGUCCGGCUGCAGGGCGUGCGCGGCAUGGCACCAGAUUGGCGCGGGAAGAUCAUGUUCCUGGAGACGUCGAUGGCGGAGGGGGCGUCUGGCAGGGGGUUCGUGCCCCAUAAGCUACGGCAGGCGAUCGCGGACCUGGCAGCCAGUGGGGUUUUUGACGAGAUCAACGGGUUGGUCUUCGGGCGGUUUUUCGGCUAUGACAAUGAUGAGCGACGCGAUGAGGUGGAGAGGGUUGUGCGGGAAGCGUUGGCGAUCGGGGAGGACGGGAUUGUGUGGGGGAAGACAAAGAAGUUUCCGGUGUUACUGCAUGCGGAUUUUGGGCAUACAAGUCCGAUGUUGACGCUGCCGAUGGGGGCA
This is a messenger RNA of Phialemonium atrogriseum, 1047 nucleotides long. RefSeq names its product peptidase u61 ld-carboxypeptidase a. The transcript has a single exon. NCBI's taxonomy places the organism in Eukaryota, Fungi, Ascomycota, Sordariomycetes, Cephalothecales, Cephalothecaceae. The record is from RefSeq and is a predicted model, not a curated record. The annotation marks the transcript as partial.